AUUUUACGGGGAUGGAGGCGGUUCUUGCUAGAGUGUGGUCGCCUUUGUGAUUUACCUUCCAUGUGUAAGGAGUGGCAAAUUACAAAUGGACAGAAGGAUGGAGUGGAGCUGCUUGGUUGGGAAUACACAGAACUUGGUCAGAAAAGGGAGCAUUCUCUACCACGUGUGGGUGUUUAGGCAGGAGAGCUCUUUGAGUUGCCAUCUGGCACCAAGGGCUCACGAAUGAGUAAGAAGGGAUAGGAGUCUUGGUGGCUCAAUAUACUUUUAUCACCUGAUGUGAAAUAAAUGUUUUUUCAUUUAUUUUGAGAGAGACUGGGGGAGAGAGAGAAUCUUAAGCGGGGUCCGGGCUAUCAGCGCAGAGCCUGACGCCUGGCUGGAUCUCGGGAAUUGUGAGAGCAUGACCUGAACUGAAAUCAGGAGUCAGAUGCUUAACCUACUUGAUUAAGGUGUUUUUAAUUUGUUUUUAACCUCUUUUUGAAGUAGUUUAAAUGGGGGUGAAAAUGGUGGGAAAGCCUUGAAUUACUACCUUGAAUUGUUAGGACACUGGAGAACUUUACAAGGGAUCUGCUUUGUAUAAAGCAAACAACUGGAUUCUUCCCGGAGAUAUUGGUGCUGGUACAGAUGGAGAAAGAAAAGGAAGCUUUGGAUGUGAUUGAAAGGACCCAGGAAAUGCAGUUAGUGCCGAGUGGGAUGCAUACGUAGCUGUAGCUGAGAGGAUCGCUGACUUACCCUUAUUUAGAUGACCUGGAUCCAUCUCCCAGAUCACGAGCCAAAGUUAAAGAACUUCCUCCUUCCCCUUCACAGGCAGAACUGAGCAUUUCCUUGUGAGGAGUGGCAUCUAUGCAGAGGAAGCUGAUGGAGAAUAGUAGUUACUAGAAAUUAUGAUUUGGAGUCUGGGUUUUUGUAUUUGUUCCAGUGUCUAGCGUUUUUAAGGGCAAGUUACAAUUGAAACUUUGUUGGUGCCCUUUAAAGUUAGGUUUAAGUAUACAGCCUAUUGGGGGGUGCUGGGAUUUUUUUUUUUAAGUGAGUUUAUAGCUAUUUGUUUCUAAGUGGUUUUAGCCCCAAAGGAAAGGAGAGGGACUUGCACUUGGAGGUGGUGGAGGGCCCUAUACAAACUCUACUUGAGCCUCAGAACGAUGACCAUUUCAUUACUAAAUUAUGGUCCUGAAUUUGGCAAACCUUUCAAGGCACAGGAGAUGUGUUGAGCCCCACUGAGUGUAUGGAUGACUGAUUUCCUUGUCCUCAUCUUUCCCAUCGUUACUUUUGUGAAAAAGACACUUCAGAAUGUUGAACCCUCUGCUUCUGUGCUGACAGUUUACCAAAUGGCUGAAAAGAGAAGAGAAAAUUUGAUUAUUUUUUUUAAAAAUCUGAGGUGGUUAACUGUUCACAGCUAGUCGCUCUGUUCUUUUCGGUCACAGGCAUAUGACUGCUUGUAUCGGAGAUGUUAUACUUUGGGCGUUACGGAAUUGGAAUUUCCUUUCAGUUCAGGACCCCUUUGUGACGGUGAUUUCAUCAGAUGGAAAAAUCAGAUUGUCAGCAAGAAUACGAAGAGGGAGCCAGCCUGGAUCAUUUGUUGGCAGUACAUAUUGGCUGAAGUCAGUUUUCAUUUCAAGAUGUUUUCUUCCAAUGGGCUUUUGCUGUAGGAUGUUGGAAAACCAAGAGCAGGAGGAGGUGAUCACUGUGCGUGUUCAGGACCCCCGCGUGCAGAAUGAGGGCUCCUGGAAUUCUUAUGUGGAUUAUAAGAUAUUUCUCCACACCAACAGCAAGGCCUUUACCGCCAAGACGUCCUGUGUGCGUCGCCGCUACCGUGAGUUCGUGUGGCUGAGAAAGCAGCUACAGAGAAAUGCUGGUUUAGUCCCUGUACCUGAACUUCCUGGGAAGUCAACCUUCUUUGGCAGCUCAGAUGAGUUCAUUGAGAAGCGCCGGCAAGGUCUGCAGCACUUCCUGGAAAAGGUCCUGCAGAGUGUGGUCCUCCUGUCAGACAGCCAGCUACACCUCUUCCUGCAAAGCCAGCUCUCGGUGCCUGAGAUCGAAGCCUGUGUCCAGGGCCGAAGCCCCAUGACGGUUUCUGACGCCAUUCUUCACUACGCUAUGUCGAACUGUGGCUGGGUCCAGGAGGAGAGGCGGGGUUCUUCUCACCUGGCUAAAGGAGACCAGCCUAAGAGUUGCUGCUUUCUUCCACGAUCGGGCAGGAGGAGCUCUCCCUCACCACCUCCCAGGGAAGAAAAGGACCAUUUCGAGGUUGGUUACACAGAGGCGGGUCGCAAUAGCUCCUCAGGCUUCCUCCGCAGGAUUAAACACUGUACAGUUGUAAGGUAGGCGUAAGGCCCGCGGGCUGUUGGUUUUGCACGGAAACACUGGGCGGGGGGUGGUAUAUUUACUCCCCUGGGAGCUGAGUUUCUUUAGAUGUUCGUUAAUGGACCCGAGAGCAUUGCCUCAGGUGACUGGUUUUGGGGACCUGCAAGUGGCAGAUUUUAAGCUGUCCUGUUGAAUACUGACCCAACAGAAACACUUGCGUAGUUGUAUUCCCGGGGGCUGUUUUUGCUGCGGCCCUUGGAGCACUUUGUUUCUGGGAGGCUGGCCUCUUGCCUGCCUCCUUUGGUGGACCAGGGGGUGAAUGUUGAUUCUCCCACCCCCUCGCUUGCCUUCCUUCACUAAUCCCAAGGAACGAACAGUGCUGUGACUCCUCUGUCGCCAGGGUUUCCCGCAUAUCCUGAGACCUCAGUCUCACCGCAUGGGGCCUGAGCUCAUGGCCAUCUGCGGAAGAGAAGCGGUUGGUCACAGCCCGAGGAAAGGCAACGGCUCGGGGUUUUGUUUUAGAAAAGGCUGUCCUGGGUCCUGCGCUGUCGCUGUCUUUUCCGGUUACAAAGCAGAGAUGUGACUGUGUUUUCUGCACGGUUAGUGUGGGCUCCUUUCUUUUUUGAAUCCUUCUCUUCUCCCUGAGUAAUAGCCUCCUGCCCCCGGGGCUUCAGCUACCACGGUGUCCCUCUGCUGUGUUGCUGUGUUGCAGGGAGGCCGUAUGUUCAGUCCAAUGGGGCGCAAGGGCUUUGUCUGUGCCUGGAGAGAGGGCUCUGGGGAUGGAGGUGAGGAACGACACGCCUUCACACAAUGAGGCAUUCUGCCCUCCUGCUGCCGUAAUUCCUCUCCGCGGAGAGCCGAGCGGCUAGGAGCCCAGUGCCGCUGGCGGUGUGCAUUGCGUGGCGCUUAGGUGUGGGUGUGGGUGUGGGUGUGCGGUUCUCCUCUCGCCCACCCCCCCCCCUCUGGCCACCCCGCCCUGUCUGCGGGCUCCUUUAACACCAGCCUGUGCUGUGGGACUGUCAUGGCAUUUAGUUCAGAGUUGAGGGGCUUUGGCCUGAAAUAAAAUUCCAAGUAUUUAA
This is a messenger RNA of Felis catus (domestic cat), 3377 nucleotides long. RefSeq names its product sorting nexin 11 (gene SNX11). Gene Ontology annotation, molecular function: phosphatidylinositol binding. The transcript has 9 exons. The coding region runs from base 1423 to 2319 and encodes 298 amino acids. Lineage: Eukaryota; Metazoa; Chordata; Mammalia; Carnivora; Felidae. The record is from RefSeq and is a predicted model, not a curated record. Gene Ontology annotation, biological process: intracellular protein transport.